CACUGUGGUAACGAGGCGCCUGAACAUGGCACAGCCUCUCCCCCAACAUCGAAAUUCGAUUUUCAAAAGGGACAGAAGAAGCCCUUGAGACCAGGCCAGACCUUUCCGGCCGGAGAAUUAGUGAACAAGGUAGGCAUUCGCAUACCUUGGCCCUGCCGUGUAACCGGGGGUCAUGUCGUGGGGUCCGGUCCUGAUGAGAAGCCACACACACACACACACACACACACACACACAAGUAUCGCAUGUCAGAUAUCGCGGGUUUCCCGGAAACCGUUUAUUGGGGGCCAACACCAUGGCGGGAUACGAGACUGCGCGUCAAAUCACCCUGCCGUGUAACGAAUGCCACCAACCUUCACUUUCCCCCCCCCUGACGCGCGGGACACACGUCGUGCUUGCUGCUCGUUUCUUCUUCCUGGGGAGCCCCCCGAUCCAACUAGUCGAUCCCCCAGUUCGUCAGGAUGCAGGGACAUUGUAUUCCCAUUGGCUCGGUAACCCUUUCUUUUUUCCAACUUGUGUUGAAGAAAGAUAUGCAGCUGCCCGACAUCACACAUCGCAUCAUGAACUACUGACCAUUAGUGGAGUCAAGGAAAUCCCACGAGCCUCAUUUUCUUUGUUAUCACUGUGGAAAUUUUGCUUUCUUCUCUUCAGUCUAUGGAAAGCUGUCUCUUGGUCUGAGUGGAAAGAAGAUGGAAUAAUGGUAGAGACCAACUGUCUAAUGCCUUGCCGUCCUCUCUCUCUGGGUGUCUUCCCUGACUUCCCAUUUCUCGCAAUGCAUCGAAUAAAUGCCUCCGACGAAGAUCAAAGCUGCCUGCCCUGUUGCCCGCCGCGCGAUGUACCUUUUCCGACUACCUCUCUUUCGUUUCUGAAAAUGAGGAGAAGGAAAAAAAGAAAUCACAAAGACUUAUCCUCCGCCCUCGCCGAUUUUGGAGUGUUUUUGGUAAGGAAAAUGAAAGAACAAAAGAGACCAAGAGUUGAGAAAUCCAGGGAGGAAAAGUUUAUCCCUGAAGCAGAUGACCAAACCACCCUAUCCCUGCUCUGCCAUGCUGAAUGGUUUCCAUGCCGUUGAUGAUUAUACUCUUGACACGCACUUCUGUGCUGUAGUUCCAUUUCCCGUAUGCGAUCGUUCGUGUACUCAUCGUGAAGAGGAAAGAACAACAAGACUUUUCCCGUUCCAAAUUCCUUUUGGGUCGGUGAUUUUUGUUUUCCGGAAAAGAGGCGCAAAGAAAAUGAAGAAAAGGUAAUUGGUUAACCCUUUUCGUUUCCGCCCUUCAGGAAAGAAAACAUAAGAAAGCCACCCAAGCCAGAGUCCCGUUUCUCCUCUGGCAAACCAAUUUGUUGCAAAUUCAUAAUUCGUGAUACUCGUGGUCGCUUAGGAUCUAGUCCGUGGGGUGCUCCAGGAGGGAGAA
Colletotrichum godetiae is the source of this 1406-nucleotide messenger RNA. RefSeq lists its product as uncharacterized. The transcript has a single exon. The record is from RefSeq and is a predicted model, not a curated record. The coding region runs from base 173 to 1066 and encodes 297 amino acids. NCBI's taxonomy places the organism in Eukaryota, Fungi, Ascomycota, Sordariomycetes, Glomerellales, Glomerellaceae.